AUGACAAUGGGUAACAUUCGUGGUCAUUUGGCAUUCAUCUCAAACCAUCACAUCAAACACAUUUCCAAAAUCGAUUGCUGGACAACUCAACUCGGUGCACGAGUCCGCAUUACUGUGCCAGAGUCAUGUUCCGCACACACUAUCCAUCAACUCUGUCACCAAUCAUCCAUACAACAACUGACACACACAAAAACUGUCAACGCAGGCAUCCAACGACAUCCUCACUGUGUGUUCCACCACUUCCUAAUUGUUGUCAAAUAUUGUCAGUCAAUGUGUCAAACAUUGCCAGCAAACACUCACUACUUUGAUAUAUAUUCAGCCAAACCGACUAUGUGGAUUAUCCGAGACUUGCAUUGCAACGGACAGUUUCAAGCACACAUCCAUUCCACUCAUCCAACUGACAUAUCACAACUCUGCAUAUAUGCCUAUGAUCGGAUUGCAAUGUUCACGAUUGGUGGAAUAUAUGCAGCGUUUGAUGGAUCAUACACGGACACACACGAGCUAUGCAUUCAGUUAUUGGAUGCUGCCAAUGCAACAGUGAAUGACUGUCAACUGCACGCACAUGCACAUACUGCUCGGGAACAUAAACGUCGACUGUAUCGCUCAAUCAAACGGACAACUUGA
Molecule: messenger RNA, 624 nt
Organism: Batrachochytrium dendrobatidis JAM81
Lineage: Eukaryota; Fungi; Chytridiomycota; Chytridiomycetes; Rhizophydiales
Exons: 2
Coding region: 1-624 (207 amino acids)
Source: RefSeq, a predicted model, not a curated record